AUGCUAAGCAACAUCGAACAGAUUAUGCGAUCCUCGGGCGGUGCUACCGGUGUUUCCAGCCCAGCAGGCUACAUGAUCAUAAACUCAAUCGCCAACAUUCACGCCAUGAUAGAUGAGCUGUGCAAUUCCAUUCAGGAUGCCGUUGUUGACUAUAAUGGUAUGACAACAGAGGUUGUCGAAGCUUUUGUCGAUCUUACAAACUCCAAGGAGCUCAAAUUGACCCUUGACGCCGUGGGCUUGAUCUAUGGUCUUGUUGCCGCACCGUUUUGGAACUCAUGGUUGAAGAAGAUGAUGGGAGACGCAUUCAAGAACUUCGGAAAUACAGCAGGAACACUGAAAGAUUCUAUGAGCGCCAUGGUUUCGAGCAGCUUGACAAUGAUCAAAAAUUCCCUAUCCACUACUAAGGGUAUUGGAACCAGUCUCGCUUUCCAAGCCUUGGCAACAACCAUGGGAACAGAUAUGCAAGAGGCACUCGUUUCCAAUGCGCACUUGCUUUUCAGUGGUGAAGACACAACCACGCUCAACGGGCUGAUCUCUGGUGGUGUCUGGAGUGCCACCAGCCCUUCAGAGGAGACCAAAAAUUUCUACAAAGCACUCGUGGUUAUGACGCUUCCUGUAGCCUGGAUGGAAGGGGCAAGCUCCGGUGUGGGUUCCUUCUGGAUGACGGGAACAAGAUUGGCCAGUGACUUUUCGGACAUCACUUCAUGCGAUGGCGCUGUCGAGGCCGCGAAUGAGAGAUUCAAGGGACUGACCUUCGAGAAUACCGAAUCUGCGUUCAUUUGCGACGAUGCGGCUGAUACGCCGUACUGGCUUGUCUACGUUGGCCGGGAGUGCGACAUCCGUGACUCGCCUAGAUAUGGAACUUGUAAUGGAAAGGGUUCAAUCACUGCUUUCCCAAGUAUCAGCAAGAUCGAUGGAACGAACUUUGGUGGCUUGACUAAGAAAGAUCUACUUCUUAGGUAA
This is a messenger RNA of Phaeoacremonium minimum UCRPA7, 963 nucleotides long. RefSeq names its product putative glycoside hydrolase family 18 protein. NCBI's taxonomy places the organism in Eukaryota, Fungi, Ascomycota, Sordariomycetes, Togniniales, Togniniaceae. The transcript is spliced from 7 exons. The coding region runs from base 1 to 963 and encodes 320 amino acids. The record is from RefSeq and is a predicted model, not a curated record.